Messenger RNA from Paramecium tetraurelia, 816 nucleotides. RefSeq lists its product as uncharacterized. Gene Ontology annotation, cellular component: nucleus; cytoplasm. Gene Ontology annotation, biological process: protein phosphorylation; mitotic DNA damage checkpoint signaling. The record is from RefSeq and is a predicted model, not a curated record. The transcript has 5 exons. Lineage: Eukaryota; Ciliophora; Oligohymenophorea; Peniculida; Parameciidae. Gene Ontology annotation, molecular function: ATP binding; protein serine/threonine kinase activity.
AUGAUUGAGAAAAUGGCUCCUUUUCCCAAGACGUUGUAAGAUUAAGCCUCGAUAAGCAGACUGGGAUAAUUGAAGCAGGAAGCUGAUAUCCUCAGUCUAUUGAAAGAGCAUGAACAUUAAAAUAUAAUUAAAUUGGAAGAAAUCGUGACGGAUAACGAAUGUGUGUCUAUCACUCUAGAGAAUUGCUAAGGAGGAGAUCUACUUAAGUUACUAAAUAAGAAAGCGAGCAAGAUAGAUGUUCCUCUCUUUAUGUAAAACCUACUCUCAGGUUUAAGACAUCUUCAUGAACUAAACAUAGUACAUCGAGAUAUCAAACUUCAAAACAUAUUGUUUCUAGAUACACAAAAUGGCAAUAGCUUAAAAAUUGCCGAUUUUGGCCUUUCUUGUUUUAAAUAACAAAUCCCAUACUAUAACCCUAGAUGUGGAACUCCUGGAUAUACUGCUCCAGAAGUGUUUGACCAAUAGUGUAAUUAUGAUGAGAAAGUAGAUAUCUAUAGUGCUGGAAUCAUACUCUAUAAUAUGUUGACCAGAAAAAACCCUUUCGGUAAUUCGAAGAAUGUUUAAGAUAUCAUCAAAAGAAACAUCAGUGGAUAAUACGAUGAAAGUCAUUUGGUGAAUGUGAAAAUAAAUAAUCCACUUGGAUACGAUCUACUUAUUAAGAUGCUCUAGAAGGAUCCUCGCAAUCGUCCAAGUGCAAGUGAAUGCCUAAAACACCCAUACUUAAAUCUAGAAAAUGGAGUAAUUGAGGAUGAUGAAGACAAGAAUACAUAUGAAAGUCAGAAGAGAGUUCAAACAAUAAAACGUGUAAAGAUUUGA